CCUGACUGACUAGCAGGCCGGCCUUGCCAAGAAAGAUGUGACCUGUUGUAUUGCAGUCUAGAGAAGAACGUGUUUCACUGUUUAAAAGCCUGUUUCCUAAUUUCAUAGAAUGUUUGAUAUUUCAAUUUGCCAGGAAUUCUAAGAAAGUCAGUCGUCUUGUACACCAGCAAGUGCAUCUGCUGUAAUGAUGGAAAGUCAAGAUAUUUUGACUCCCACCGCUGAUCGAGCAAGAUUUACAGUUUGUAAAACAGAAAAUGAAGAAAACGAUACUGCACCUGGAAAUGCAAAAGGAAGCGAAACAAGCGAAGGACUACAUGGCACAGUCAAAGAGGACGCAAUUGAAAUCCCUUUACUCGAAAAGCAGAAUGGACAGAACCGGAAUAGCACAGGAAACCUUGCUUUAUACGAAGAAGAUAUCAAGAAAAGACCAAAGCUAGCCACACUGUUGGCUACUUUAUCAAAUUAUGAUGUCACGAUACCUCCAACUAAAGGUGUUAAGCCAGAAAUCGAGGCCAAGACUGAGGUUGUCAAAAUGGGGACCCUUUUUGGUGUCUAUCUACCAUGCUUACAGAACAUUUUUGGCGUUAUCCUCUUCAUUCGUCUUUCAUGGAUCGUUGGUACCGCGGGUGUACUCCAAAGCUUCUUCAUCGUCUUUCUCUGUUGCUGUUGUACUAUGUUGACUGCCAUUUCAAUGAGUGCUAUUGCAACAAAUGGAAUGGUACCAGGUGGUGGCUCGUAUUUCAUGAUCUCAAGAAGCCUUGGUCCUGAAUUUGGUGGCGCUGUUGGAAUUCUCUUUUACCUUGGGACCACAUUUGCGUCAUCAAUGUACAUCCUAGGUGCUAUUGAAAUCCUCUUGACAUACAUCGCUCCUAGCAUGUCCCUUUUUGGCGAUAUAAGUGGCGGCGGCACUGUCUCGCCGGCGAUGCUGAACAACAUGAGAGUUUAUGGCACAAUAUUGCUCUUAAUCCUGUCCGCUAUGGUUUUCAUUGGUGUUAAAUAUGUCAACAAAUUUGCGUCAAUCUUCCUGCUAUGUGUCUUAUUUUCAAUAUUGGCGAUCUAUGUCGGAUUUUUCUCCGUACACGCCAGAUCCUCAACCAACCUUUGUUACGUCGACGAUACGCUAAUCGCAAAAAGUUUAUAUGGUAAUUGCUCUAAAGAUGAUGUUCAGCUUGCAAAGUAUGUUCAACAACAAAUAUCGCCUGCAUACUGGAACACAUCGAGUGUUUCCACGGCCAAUGGCAUACCAGGGAUCACAAGUGGAAUAUUCACAGAUAACGGUGGAAGUCACUACAUGAAGAAAGGAAAAAGCAUCCAUGGGAAGGACCACGCCCUGUCCCCUAUAGUUGCUGAUAUAACAUCAAGCUUCACUAUUUUGCUUGCCAUCUUCUUUCCCUCUGUAACGGGUAUCAUGGCUGGAUCAAAUCGUUCUGGGAAUCUGAAAGAUGCACAAAAAUCAAUACCCAUGGGAACAAUCGCUGCCAUUGCAACAACGUCCUUUGUCUAUCUCACAUCUGUUCUACUAUUUGGAGCAACUACAGUUGGAGACCUUCUACGUGACAAGCAAGGUGAGAGUAUUGGUGGAGCUCUUGUCGUGGCGAAUAUUGCUUGGCCUAGCAAAUAUGUCGUCUUGUUUGGGUCGUUUCUGUCCACUGUUGGAGCCGGGCUGCAAAGUUUAACUGGAGCACCGCGUCUGCUUCAAGCCAUUGCGAAAGACGGUAUCAUACCAUUUUUGAAUAUAUUUGCAACUUCGUCGAGAGGAGGGGAGCCGCACCGUGCGCUUCUUUUGACGAUCGCCAUCUCUGAGAUUGGCGUGAUUAUCGCCAGUUUGGAUGCAGUAGCUCCCAUCAUUACAAUGUUCUUUUUGAUGUGUUAUGGUUUUGUCAACUUCGCGUGUGUUUUGCAAUCACUUCUCAAGGCUCCUAACUGGCGGCCAAGAUUCAAAUUUUAUCACUGGACGACCUCUGCUCUAGGCGUAGCAUUCUGCCUCUCUUUGAUGUUCAUAUCAAGCUGGUAUUAUGCCCUCGUUGCCAUGCUCCUUGCCUUAGUCAUCUAUAAAUACAUCGAAUUCAGAGGUGCUGAAAAGGAAUGGGGGGAUGGCCUGCGAGGGUUGUCCCUCAGUGCUGCCAGGUACAGCUUGCUCAGGUUAGAAGAAGGAUCAAUGCACACAAAGAACUGGAGACCACAGGUUCUCGUUCUCUGCACGACGAUGGAUGGCCCUGAGGUUGAUGACAAAUCUUCAAAAUUGAUUACUUUAAUCAGUCAACUCAAAGAAGGCCGUGGAUUAACAAUCGUUGGAUCGGUUAUGCAUGGUAGUUACUUGACCUCUACUAUCGACGUUGAUGAAGCAAAAGAGAAUCUAAUGGAAACAAUGAAAACAGAGAAAGUUAGAGGAUUUUGCAAGGUUGUUGCUGCCAAAGAUCUAUCAGAAGGAUACUCAUUCCUGAUUCAAAAUGGUGGCUUAGGGGGACUGACGCCGAACACAGUGAUUGUGGCGUGGCCUAACGACUGGAAGGAAAGUCUCUCGGCCACAACCUUAAUCAAUACGGUUUGCGUCACGGCUGAGAGGCACGAGGCCAUGUUGGUUGUAAAAGACGCUGAAAGUUUCCCUGAACGCCAAGACCGUGAGGAGGGCAACAUCGACAUAUGGUGGAUUGUGCAUGACGGGGGGAUGAUGAUUUUGAUGAUGUUUCUAUUGAAAAGACACAAAACCUGGAGGAAAUGCAAGCUCAGGAUAUUUACUGUUGCUCAAAUGGAGGAUAACAGUAUACAAAUGAGGAAAGACCUUUCAAAAUUUCUUUACAACCUCAGAAUCGAAGCUGAUAUAGAGGUUGUUGAAAUGCUUGAUCAAGACAUUUGUGCCUAUACAUAUGAGAGAACUUUAAUGAUGGAACAAAGAAAAGUCAUUCUAGAGAAAAUGAAAUUAUCGCGAAAAGAAAGUCGUGUCGAGGUCCAGACAAUUGUAGAGGCUGCGCACAAGCCCCGGUCGGAGACAAUUUUAGCAAUUGAGAAGCCAAUACCGGAAGAAGAUGAAAGCGGUAAUAAAAGCCCGGACAGUGUCCGGAGGGAUUCGACCCCUUCACACAAAGAGAGUGAAAAUACACUGAAGUCGGAAAACACUCAAAAACCUGAUGGCAUCAACGUACGACGCAUGCACACAGCAGUCCGGCUUAACUCGGUUAUCAAAGAGAAAUCCUGCAACUCAAGAUUAACCAUGAUCAACCUUCCAACGCCACCCAGAAGUCUCUGCAAUCAAGAUCAUUAUAUGGAAUUCAUCGACGUAUUGACUGAAGGUUUGCCAAGAGUGAUCAUGGUGCGAGGGGGAGGCCACGAAGUCGUCACUAUUUAUUCAUGAAUUUUAAUCCGGAUUGCAUUUCAAUGCUAACCUGGAUUGCGUUUCAAUCCUAAUCCGGAUUGCAUUUCAAUCCUAAUACGGAUGCAUCUAAAUCCUCGUCGGGAUUGUUUCUCGUUUAUUUUUCUUUAUUGAAGAAUUGAUUUUUUUUUCAAUUAAAGAAAAAUUAGAAGUUGUAAAAUCUACCAACUGCUGUAGAUGUUUAUCUCGUUUAAGAGUAAAUUUUUAUGAAGAGUUUUGUCAUU
Molecule: messenger RNA, 3594 nt
Organism: Rhopilema esculentum
Lineage: Eukaryota; Metazoa; Cnidaria; Scyphozoa; Rhizostomeae; Rhizostomatidae
Product: solute carrier family 12 member 4
Biological process (GO): chloride ion homeostasis; chemical synaptic transmission; potassium ion homeostasis
Cellular component (GO): plasma membrane
Molecular function (GO): potassium:chloride symporter activity
Source: RefSeq, a predicted model, not a curated record